Molecule: messenger RNA, 397 nt
Organism: Epinephelus moara (kelp grouper)
Lineage: Eukaryota; Metazoa; Chordata; Actinopteri; Perciformes; Serranidae
Product: rho GTPase-activating protein 32-like
Exons: 4
Source: RefSeq, a predicted model, not a curated record
CGGGCUGUUGCAGUCAGGCAGCAUCAUGGAGGCUGGAUGUGUGGUUGCCGCGGUGAUUGAAAAUGCUGCCUCAGGACCCCAGGGUGAACCAGGAAGUAGUGACGUCCUUGAGGGAGAUGCUCUACCAUCUACUGACCUGGACAAAGACGAUGCCUUACCCCAAGCCACCAACAAUAAUCCUCCAGAAGAGAAACAGCCACAGGAGACAUCCACUGCCAUGGUGAGGACUGAUGAAAUCACAGAGCACCCAGCCGAGCCCCUCCUGCGCUCCUGCGUCAGCACGGCUAGCAUGAAGGUCAAGAACAUGAAGAAGCUGACGUUCCCCAGAGGUCACUUCCCUAGGUUGGCAGAGUGCGCCCAUUUCCACUAUGAGACUGUUGACUUUGGCAACGUUCAG